Messenger RNA from Oncorhynchus mykiss (rainbow trout), 5075 nucleotides. NCBI's taxonomy places the organism in Eukaryota, Metazoa, Chordata, Actinopteri, Salmoniformes, Salmonidae. The record is from RefSeq and is a predicted model, not a curated record.
UGACGUCAAACUCCUGCGACGGAACUUACCACGUGGGAAGGAUUUAGCUGUGUCGAUGAGGUAAACAACCGCAGUGUAGCUUGGCUGUAUUUAUCCAUAACAUAUAUAUUUCCAUUUCAUUUUGAACAAGCCUUAAGUUUUUGCUUUGUAAAGCGGUUCUCUCUAGACCAUGCCCCACAACCCCGAUCAUCCUCCGGCGAAGAAAUUUAAGCCGGGGUCUCCUUUUUUCCGUCUCGACAAGAAGCCUGGGAUGCUGCUACCUAGAAAGGAAAAUGCCUCGGUACCAAUAGACGUGCAAAGGAAAAAUCUUCCCAUUUACCAGGCGAAGUCUCAACUAAUUAACCAGCUUAGACAGCUUCAUAAUGCUGUAUUGAUAGGUGAGACGGGUUCUGGGAAGACCACCCAGAUUCCUCAGUACCUGUAUGAAGCUGGCAUCGCGCGACAGGGCAUCGUCGCUGUGACACAGCCCCGCCGAGUGGCAGCUAUCUCCCUGGCAACGAGGGUAGCAGAGGAGAAGAGAACUCAGCUGGGGAAGCUGGUCGGCUACACGGUGCGAUUUGAGGAUGUCACCUCCUCGGAGACGAAGUUGAAGUUCAUGACAGAUGGUAUGCUCCUGCGUGAGGCCAUAGGAGACCCCUUACUGCUACGCUACACCGUGGUGGUGCUGGAUGAGGCCCACGAGCGCACUGUGCACACUGACGUACUUUUCGGAGUGGUGAAGGCUGCCCAGCGCAAACGCAGAGAACAGAACAAGGUCCCCCUCAAGGUGAUUGUGAUGUCAGCCACCAUGGAUGUGGACCUGUUCUCUCAGUACUUCAACAAGUCCCCUGUGCUGUACCUGGAGGGCAGGCAGCACCCCAUCCAGAUGUACUACACCAAGCAGCCCCAGUCGGACUACCUGCAGGCUGCCCUGGUCUCAGUCUUCCAGAUCCAUCAGGAAGCCCCUGCGUCACAUGACAUCCUGGUGUUCAUGACAGGACAGGAGGAGAUAGAGGCGCUGGCUCGUACCUGCCGUGACAUCGCCAAGCACCUACCUGACAGCUGUGGUCCCAUGACUGUCAUCCCUCUGUACGCCUCCCUACCCCCUGCUCAGCAGCUCAGGGUCUUCCAGCCUGCCCCUAAGGGUUGUAGGAAGGUAAUCCUGUCAACCAACAUUGCAGAGACGUCGAUCACCAUCUCAGGGAUCAAAUACGUCAUUGACACAGGCAUGGUGAAAGCAAAACGCUUCAACCCAGAGAGCGGUCUGGAGGUGUUGGCAGUACAGCGGGUAUCUAAAGCCCAGGCGUGGCAGAGGGCGGGCAGGGCUGGCAGAGAGGACUCCGGCUCUGUCUACCGUCUCUACACCGAGGAUGAGUUUGACAACCUCAUCCCCAUGACCGUGCCUGAGAUACAAAGGUGUAACCUGGCCAGUGUCAUGCUACAGCUUCUGGCUCUGGGGAUCCCUGACGUGAUGAACUUUGACUUCAUGUCUAAGCCUUCUCCUGAGGCGAUGCGUUCGGCAGUGGAGCAGCUGGAUCUGCUCGGGGCUGUAGGGAGGAAAGGUGAGCAGGUCACCCUCACUCCUUUGGGUAAGAAGAUGGCCAGCUUCCCCCUGGAGCCACGCUAUGCCAAGACCAUCUUGCUGUCACCAGACUUCCAGUGUUCCGAGGAGGUGCUGACCAUCGUGUCUCUGCUGUCGGUGGACUCGGUGCUCUACAACCCGCCCGCACGCCGAGAGGAGUGUCUCGCCGCACGCAAGAAGUUCACCACCAGCGAGGGAGAUCACUUGACCCUGCUCAACAUCUACAGAGCCUUCAAGAAAGUAAACGCCAACAAGGAGUGGUGUCGGGAGAACUUUGUCAACAGCAGAAACAUGAGCAUGGUUGGAGAGGUCCGUGCACAGCUCCGAGAGAUCUGCCUUAAGCUGAGCAUGAAGUUGGAGUCGUGUGGGUCGGACACGGGGAGCGUGCGUCGCUGCCUGGCCCACGGUCUGUUUAUGAACGCUGCAGAGCUACAGCCAGAUGGCAGCUACACGGCUCUGGAUACCCACCAGCCUGUUGCCAUCCACCCCUCCUCUGUCCUUUUCCAGGCCAAGCCUGCCUACGUGGUCUUCAACGAGCUCCUGCACACCUCAAAGUGCUACAUGAGGGACCUGUGUCUGGUGGAUGCUGAUUGGCUGGUCGAGGCAGCGCCUGAGUACUUCCGCCGGAAGCUACGCCCCACCAAGAGCUAGCCUCUGAUUGGACAGAACUCGGGGGUGACAAGAGACUACAGCGGAACCAAAGCUCCCUGAGCAGUGACACACCUGGCCCACCUCUCCCUCAGUGUCAAUAGAAACUGGAUGGAGGCAUGAUGGGAAAAACAUCUUUCUACUUUUUCCUGUUUGCUGAAUCGCUCGUUUUUGUUUACACAAAGCGUAGAAAGAUUCUUCAGCGCUGUUUGUGUGUGUGUGUGUGUGUGUGUGUGUGUGUGUGUGUGUGUUUGUGUGUGUGUGCCAGUCGAAGACAGAACAUUUAGCAUUUGGUCUGACAGUUUGGCAGCGUUCAGACAAGCAGCCCAAUUCUAAACUUUUUUUAAAUUAAUUGAUCUUUUGAAUAAUCAGAUCAGCUCUGAAACAUAUUUGAUGUGAUUGGUUAAAAGACCAAUUAGUGGGGGGGGGGAUCAGAAUUGUGCUGCCUGUCUAAAUUCAGCCAAGUAGAGGGAGGUCUGAGUGAGGGUUCUUCUCUGGGUUCUUCUACCUAGUCAUUGGACAGCGGCCAUGUUUUAUUAGACGUCUGCUGAACCAUAGAAGAGUAGAGAUUCCCCUGGCCUAGAACGGAGGUUACAAACGAAUGUUCCCGUUACUAUGGUUACGAACCGACCUUCUCGGUCUUCAUUCUACUCUCCUCUCUACCUGUUGGCUAAUCAUUGCCUGUUGCCACAUAUUUGCUUCACAACCAGAAAUGAGGUUUCAUCAUGAUUGAGUUCAAACACUGAUUCUAAAAUAUCUGCAUGUUUCUUAGCAACAUAGAUUUAACUCACAGAAGUGGGAGGGCAUGGUUAUUCCUUCAAACAUAUAUAUUCAACAACUGACUUGAAUUGGCUGUUCAUAUUUAAAUUCUGGCCCCUGGUCUAACUUAUUGGCUGUUUUGUCACUUGCUUAAAAAACAGGGGACGUAUAUAACAUCAAUGCCAUUCCAUGUACAUAAUAUUUUCUGUUGAAAAAUAUAGAUAUAUCACAGGAUUUAAUUAGAUAUAUAUAAGCAGCAGUUUACAUAAACACUUGGGCAUAGGUUGACUUUUUGUCUUCAUUGAGUUUAGUCACACACAUCUACAUCAACUACCAGGGAAAUAAGUGAUAUUGCUGACUAAAAAUGACUCGUUUAUCAUUUGUCCUAAAAGGAUACCAAGACAUCUGUCCACAUCAUUUGAGGUGGGCGGUCAUAGUGUGGCGGGGGUGUGUGUGUGUGUGUGGUUGGGUUAAUACAUUAUGGCGUCUGUCAGUUGAGGUGGUGGUGGAGGAGGAGUGUAAUUGAAUGUCUUUCAUUAACUGAUAAGAGAAUUAUGUUCUCCUGGUACAUCACCCAAUUUAAUUAUAUUACUCAGUCUGCAAACCAGAAUGUGUAAGAUCCUGGUCGAAUGAAACAGACGGAGGCCCAGCUAAAUAGUCAAAGGUUUAUUCACGGAACGUUCUGAAGUCAAGAAUACAAAUCAAUUAAUUUUAUACUGACUUCUCAUGCACACACAUACACACAUCCAUACGCACACACAUACACACAACCAUACGCACACACAUACACACAACCAUACGCACACACAUACACACAUGUCCUGCUACGCACACACUGUCUGACUCACUUCCCAGCCGACAGAGAUAGUGACCUUUGUCUGCUACACUGUCUGUCUCACUUCCCAGCCGACAGAGAUAGCGACCUUGUCCUGCUACACACUGUCUGUCUCACUACCCAGCCAACAGAGAUAGUGACCUUGUCCUGCUACACUGUCUGUCUCACUACCCAGCCGACAGAGAUAGUGACCUCGUCCUUGAGACAUUCUCCCCGUUCUCUCCCAAAUCUCUAGUCAGGUCGGCACCAAGCUCAGACAGUCUGUGUUUUAAAAUACCAUAAAGGCAUAUUGUUUCACCCUAAUUCUGACUAGAACUACACAUUUAUUGAUUAUGAUUUUAUACAUUCUAAUCAAUUCCAUACAAUAAUAUGUUUUAGGGUUCGGGAAAAUUCUAAUGAUCCAAUUAACAGACAAUUCUCACCUAUCAUUAACAAAUGCCUGCUUUUUCAAAAAUCUGUUCACUCACUAUUACCUGAUGCAUGCUCCUGCUGCAGUAAGUUACAGUAAGUAACUGGCAGCUCCAAAGACCGAUGCAUUGACCCUCUGGGUAAAUGGACUUCAAAUCUUAUGGUGAAGUUGGUCACAUCAGUUAUCCUGCUUAAAUGCAGAGCACUGUUGCACAAAUUCCUGCUAGACCAUGCCAAGUAGGUGUACUCGUACAUUGAUAAUGCAAUGCAUGGAGAUUAUAUAGUAGGAUUUGAUUACUCAGGUCUUUGAUACACUUGUAAAAUGUCUCGAAUUGGUAUGAAAUGGAUUGUAUCUAUUCGCUCUUCUCUUUUUGUAUUGUUCAGAGCAACCGGAGGAUUUGAAGCUGGGGCGGCGGGAUUUGAACAGGGUGUCUGUUGUGCUGACAUGGCAUUCUUCACCCAUCUAUCUUUCUAUUGAAAAAAUAAAUAAAUACGGAAAUAAUAUUGUCUUUAAACUAAAUGAAUGCCACAUUUAGAUCUUGAAGAGCAUCUUAACAUGUGAUUCCUAAAAUAUUUCCUAUGGGGAAUAUUUAUAAAACAGAUCAAGAAUGUCCCAAAACAAGAAUGAUUGUUUAAAUGAGUGGGAUAGGUUUACUGGAUAACCAAUGGUCAUAUGUUUGAUUGAAACGUCAUUUUUGACUGAAAUAUUCGUGUUAUAUUGGAUGAUAAACAACCUGACCUGAGUGUGUUGAAAGUCAAAACGAUUAUAGGGGCGGAUUAUGACAGGGUGACUUUAUAUUAUAUAUGCUGGUUAUUAUAUCCACUCGUGUUUUUCUAAUAAAUAAAACAACUUUGCCUCAUCAA